GAGCGCCAGGCCGCAGCUAGCGAGGCUUUCCGGCUGCGAGGAUCGGAAAAAAAGGAGCGGAGAAAGAGGAAUCUGUCGAGACGAAACCUGUGACGGGAAAGAAGUAGAAUAGGUGCCGUUCCCGACUUCCUGGAGGGUCAUCAUCGUGUUCCGGCGAGUGGCGCAAGGCCAAUACUGCCCUCUCUUCCCCAACUGCCGCCAUACAUAAAUUUAGAAACCAAAUUGCUCGCUGAUUGCCGAUAACAGUUCACGGACCGAAGGAAUUUCAGUGAAUCAAAAUCCGGGCCGGAUUUGGAAAGACAUGAGAGGCGUUAAUGGAAGAUAGUAUUUCGGAGGAAGAAUGGAAUUGACUCUCGUUACCUUCUUCUGAUUGGAGUUGUACUGUACAUGGCCAAUCCUGAUUCUCAACGUCGUUGUGUUUUUGUUGGGAACAUACCAUAUGAUGCCUCUGAAGAGCAGCUAAUUCAAAUAUGUGAGGAGGUUGGCCCUGUUGUUUCCUUCAGGCUAGUAACUGACAGAGAAAGUGGAAGGCCCAAGGGUUAUGGAUUUUGUGAAUACAAGGAUGAAGAGACUGCACUGAGUGCUCGUCGUAAUCUACAGGGAUAUGAGAUUAAUGGCCGCCAAUUAAGAGUUGAUUUUGCUGAGAAUGAUAAAAAUGCUGAUAAGAGUCGUGAACAAGGCCGUGGUGGACCUGGUAUGGUUGCAGCUGCUGAUGCUCAAAAACAAAUUAGUGGGCCAUCUACUCAUGGAAAUUCAAAUUCACACAUGCCAAUUGGACAUCCAGUAGCUACAGCUGCUGCCAACGUCAUGGCUGGAGCUCUUGGAGCGGCUCAAAUGGGUAGCUCAGUGACGCAGACAGGUCUACAAAAUCAGUUUGGACCUGCCAUUGAUCCUCUAUCUCAUUACCUUUCUAAAAUGACAAGGAGUCAGCUGUAUGAAAUAAUUUCUAACAUAAAGGGUAUAGCAACACAAAACAAGGAACAUGCCCGCCAACUGUUACAUACAAUUCCUAACUUGUCUAAAGCAAUCUUCCAGAUACAACUAAUGCUGGGACUGGUUACUCCUCAAAUGUUACAAAUGCCUAAUAUUCGGCAGUCAUCUUUUCCUCCACCACAGUCUCUAUUGCCUGACAAUCAUCACAAUCAACAGCUAGCAAUUCGAAUGCCUCCUGGGGUUGCUCCCCCUCUUCACAGUUCAUUGCCCCAAACACAACAUCAGAUUAAGCUUCCACUAUUGGCUGAAAACAACUUUCAAAAUGGGAGAUUAUCAAUAAAUUCUGGAGGUCACUCCAUUCCAACUAUUCGAGCACAGGGUGAUUUGGCUGCUAUUCCACAGAUUCAUGGCACUUCCUCUUCAUUGAUGCAGCAAAUGCGUCAUCCUUUGUUGCCUCAAAUGGGACUUGUUCGACCUGCUAAUUUAGCCUAUAACAGUCAACCUGCCGCCCAUAACGGUUCAUUUCAACCUUCUUUAUUAGCAUGUCCACCAUCAACUGAAAAAUGUUUUCAGCCAGGCUCCUCGGUAUUGUCUGCUCCUUCGGACAACAUUAAUAAGUGUCCUCUUGAAACCCAAUCUGGUAGCAAUUCAGCUUUGCUCAAAAGACCAUUUGAACCUUCAGGGUUGCCUGAGAGAGCUGGAAUGCUAAAUGAUAGUAUAGAUGCUAUGAAUCACCCAUCAAAGUUAUCAAAACGAAAUGAUGGAAGGAGUUCCUAUCAAUCAGGAGAAUUGAAUGUGGAUAAUUUGGUAACAAGACCUUCAAGGCUAGCUAGCAUAUCUGGAAAACAUGUUUCCAGAACGGAAGAGGCUUCAAGUUCUGAGAAACAUGCUCUUCAGCUAACCCCGGAUGUGGAGUCGACCCUAUUGCAGCAAGUGAUGAGUCUCACGCCUGAACAGUUGAGCUCAUUGCCCCGGGAUCAGCAGGAGCAGGUCCUUCAGCUUCAACAGAUGCUUAGGCAGCCAACGUAGGCCAGUGUUUCGCCCUAACAAUUUUCCUCAAGGGCUAUAGUCCUCAGCAGCCACAGAGCAGAACGCCUUCUCAAAUAACCAUACAGUCGUAGCAGCAUUAUGUAAAACCACUUUGUUGUAAAUUUAUUUUUUCUUUCAAAGAUUAGCUAGCAUAGGUUAAUUGCUAUAGAAAUAUUCCCUUCGUGUAACGAUGUAGAAACACAAUGAAUGAAUAAAUGGGAGGAGUAACAUUUUUGGGGUUUUAGAACUGUUUUUUAUUCCAUGGUAUUGUUUCGAAGGCUAUGAGCUCAGUACUGUAUAA
Cuscuta campestris is the source of this 2263-nucleotide messenger RNA. The record is from the annotation of a GenBank genome assembly. Lineage: Eukaryota; Viridiplantae; Streptophyta; Magnoliopsida; Solanales; Convolvulaceae.